This is a messenger RNA of Mirounga angustirostris (Northern elephant seal), 4391 nucleotides long. RefSeq names its product prickle planar cell polarity protein 1 (gene PRICKLE1). NCBI's taxonomy places the organism in Eukaryota, Metazoa, Chordata, Mammalia, Carnivora, Phocidae. The coding region runs from base 905 to 3400 and encodes 831 amino acids. The record is from RefSeq and is a predicted model, not a curated record. The transcript has 9 exons. Gene Ontology annotation, molecular function: zinc ion binding.
UGGGUGAACUUCGUCGCGCAGAUAACCCGCCCCUCGCUCAGCGCCGGCGGUUGCUCGCCCAGCCGGUCCUGCCCAGCUCGCCGCCCGCCCGCCCGCACGCUCUGCCUCGCCGCCCCGCGCCCCGCGCCCGCGCGCCCUCCCGGAGCCGGGCAGCGACCUCUCCUUUCGGGGCCGAGCCGGGGUGCGCGUGGGCGCGCGCGCCGAGCGGCCUGGAUCCCGCGGCGGCGUCCGCGCUCCGCGUUUUCGCUCCCGCCGGGCCUCGGAGGCCGAGGGCGGGGUGCGCGGCGGCGCCGCGGCGCGGGGCUCGGGAGUCGGGCGCACUCCGCCUGCAGCCCGCUGUGAGCGCCGCCUCCCGCGGCCGCCGCCGCCCGACAGCGCGCCCCGGAACAUGCCAGCCUCGCGCCGCCUGCGCUGACUUCCCCGAGGGGCGCCGCGGCCGGCACUGCGACUUGCCGGGCUCUCGAUGCUCCGCUUGCCGCCUGCCCUCGCCCACCCCUGACGCCGCGGACCUCGGCUCCGCAGACGUGCCGCGGCGCAGAGGACCGUCCAGCCGAGUUCUCUCUCCCUCGCGCGGGAAUAAAGCAUUUCCAUAUUGUGCACUAAUAUCUUUGGAAGGCUGGUGUGAGAGCAAACACGCUGGGAGAAGAAAGUACAGGAAUCCGGGUGCCAAGUCCUGCAUUGUUGCAGUUCCUCGAAACCUCAGGCAGCAUAUGGAGCCAGCACUCCAGAACAGAAUGCCAGGGACAGAGGUGGCACCAGGAACCACAACAGCACUCCCCCCCACCACCACUUCUGGACUUCCCCAUCUCAGAUACACCCAAGUGUACCUCCUCCGCACCCCCAGUAACCGCAGCCAUUGUUUGAUGUCCUGUGACUGAGAAACCGGCCUUUUCACUUUCUUACUAUGCCUUUGGAGAUGGAGCCCAAAAUGAGCAAACUCGCCUUUGGGUGCCAGAGGAGCUCCACGUCAGAUGAUGACUCAGGCUGCGCGUUGGAAGAGUAUGCCUGGGUGCCCCCAGGCCUCAGACCCGAGCAGAUCCAGCUCUAUUUCGCUUGCUUACCAGAGGAAAAGGUUCCUUAUGUUAACAGCCCUGGAGAGAAACAUCGAAUUAAACAGCUUUUGUACCAGUUGCCACCACAUGAUAAUGAGGUGCGGUACUGCCAGUCUCUGAGUGAAGAGGAGAAGAAAGAACUGCAGGUGUUCAGUGCCCAGCGGAAGAAAGAAGCCCUUGGAAGAGGAGCAAUCAAGCUUUUGUCCCGAGCAGUGAUGCAUGCCGUGUGCGAGCAGUGUGGAUUGAAGAUAAAUGGAGGUGAAAUUGCAGUGUUUGCCUCCCGCGCGGGCCCUGGAGUGUGUUGGCACCCUUCCUGUUUUGUCUGCUUCACCUGUAACGAGCUGCUGGUCGACCUCAUCUAUUUUUACCAGGAUGGAAAAAUUCACUGUGGCAGGCACCACGCUGAACUGCUCAAACCACGGUGUUCAGCAUGUGAUGAGAUCAUUUUUGCUGAUGAGUGCACAGAGGCCGAGGGUCGCCACUGGCACAUGAAGCAUUUCUGCUGCCUUGAGUGUGAGACGGCCCUGGGAGGACAGAGGUACAUCAUGAAGGAUGGCCGCCCGUUCUGCUGCGGCUGUUUUGAGUCUCUGUACGCGGAGUACUGUGAAGCCUGUGGGGAGCAUAUCGGGGUUGACCACGCCCAGAUGACGUACGAUGGGCAGCACUGGCAUGCCACAGAAGCCUGCUUUUCUUGUGCCCAGUGUAAAGCUUCUUUGUUGGGCUGUCCUUUCCUUCCCAAACAAGGCCAGAUUUAUUGCUCAAAAACAUGCAGCCUUGGGGAAGACGUCCAUGCCUCUGAUUCUUCUGACUCUGCGUUUCAGUCCGCCCGAUCCAGAGACUCCAGAAGAAGUGUCCGGAUGGGCAAAAGCAGUCGGUCAGCUGAUCAGUGUAGACAGUCUCUUCUCUUGUCUCCUGCUCUGAACUACAAGUUUCCUGGCCUGUCAGGCAAUGCUGAUGACACCCUUUCUCGGAAGUUGGAUGAGCUGAGUCUCUCUAGGCAGGGAGCAAGUUUUGUCAAUGAAGAAUUUUGGAAAGGCAGAGUGGAGCACGAAACCCCAGAAGAGCCUGAAGAAUGGGCCGAGCAUGAAGAUUAUAUGACGCAGCUCCUCCUCAAGUUUGGUGAUAAAAGCCUCUUUCAGCAGCAGCCCAAUGAGAUAGAUAUUCGAGCCAGUGAGCAUUGGAUAUCUGAUAACAUGGUUAAAAAUAAGACCGAGUUAAAGCAAAAUAACCAGAGCCUUGCAAGUAAAAAAUACCAAUCUGAUAUGUAUUGGGCACAGUCCCAAGAUGGACUGGGUGAUUCUGCUUAUGGCAGCCACCCAGGCCCUGCAAGCAGUAGAAGGCUCCAGGAGUUAGAUCUGGACCACGGGGCUGCAGGAUAUAACCAUGAUCAAACACAGUGGUAUGAAGAUUCCCUGGAGUGUUUGUCAGACUUGAAACCAGAGCAAAGUGUUCGAGAUUCUAUGGAUUCUUUGGCUUUAUCUAAUAUCACAGGGGCUUCAGUGGAUGGAGAAAGCAAGCCGAGACCCUCAUUGUAUUCCCUGCAAAACUUUGAGGAGAUGGAGGGAGAGGACUGUGAGAAAAUGAGCAAUAUGGGGACUUUGAACUCUUCCAUGCUGCACAGGAGUGCAGAGUCCUUGAAGAGUCUAAGUUCAGAGUUGUGUCCAGAAAAAAUCAGGCCUGAGGAGAAACCGGUGCAUCUGCCCGUGCUUCGAAGAUCCAAGUCUCAGUCCAGACCACAGCAGGUGAAGUUUUCGGAUGAUGUCAUCGACAAUGGAAACUAUGACAACAUCGAAAUCCGGCAGCCUCCGAUGAGUGAGAGGACUCGAAGACGGGUCUACCAUUUCGAAGAGAGGGGAUCCAGGUCUCAUCACCAUCGCCGCAGGAGAAGUAGGAAGUCCCGCUCUGACAAUGCUCUGAAUCUUGUUGCAGAAAGAAAAUACUCUCCCAAGGAUAGGCUGCGGCUUUACACCCCUGAUAACUACGAGAAAUUUAUACAGAAUAAAAGUGCCCGGGAGAUCCAAGCAUACAUCCAGAAUGCUGAUCUGUACGGACGGUAUGCCCAUGCCACCUCCGAUUACGCUCUGCAGAACCCGGGAGGGCCUAGGUUUCUGGGACUCUACGGUGAGGACGAUGAUUCUUGGUGUUCCUCCACCUCCUCCUCCUCUGACUCCGAAGAAGAAGGAUAUUUUCUUGGACAACCAAUUCCUCAACCCCGGCCCCAGAGAUACGCCUACUACACAGAUGACCUUUCGAGCCCAACCUCACUCCCCACUCCUCAGUUUGGUCAGAGGACAACUAAAUCCAAGAAGAAAAAGGGACCCAAGGGCAAAAACUGUAUUAUUUCUUAACCUAGUAGCUGUGGAGAUCAUGUUUAAACUUUGCCAUUAACCAUCUUGAAGCGUAUCUUCUUUCUACCAUAGGAAAGUUGCUAAAAUAGUUUAAAGUGCUUUGCCCAUGUAAAUGAGACCCCUGCUGCUGUUUACAGUGUCAGAUUAACAUUGGGAAGGUGUGAUUUCUCCAGUUUGCCCUCCUUGGAUGGUGCCAGUUUGAUGUGACAUCUUGUGCCUGCCAGGUGCAUUACAGUUCUGUGUAGCGGCUUUGGUCUCCAGUCCUCAAGAGAAUCCUCAAGAAACUGUCACGAGGUGAUUGGACGGGGGUGUUGAUUUUAGACAAUGGAGAACUUCCGCCACCUUUGUAAAGCGAUAGUGUUUGUCGUUUGUCUACACCAGGUUGGCCCAGGUCCUGAUCAGUCUGUCUUGUUGUGCGGCAUGCACGUAGUCACACUGACCCAGCCAAUUCUGUGCAUCCCAUCGUGCGAGACCACCUCGUCCCCUUUCAAUUAGCCAGGUAAACAGUGCAUUGUAUUAGCUCCAGCUACAGAUUGAAAAAGACACUGCUAUUUAUAAUGUAGUAUUUCAUAGACUUAAGUGUAUUCCUAAUUUAACGGUGCAAAUAUUAAUGUACAUAUGUACAGUUCAGAUUUUAAAGCUGGUAUUUUUAUAUCCCUGAAUUGCAAGACGUUUGUUACACUGCAGUGCUAGAUUUGUUGGGGAACCAGAAACAGCAUUUAUGGAUGAAAUGAUUGCUUGUAUUUUAGUCAGGGUUUAUAAGCUUAGAUGGUCAAAUUUAUAUUGCCUAGUGAUGGAAAGUUUAAAUUUUUUGAUUUUUCAAUAUUAAAAAGGCUCUGUAUGCAUGGUGGGGCUAUGUAAAUACUCUUUAAAACUAUGGCCCUAUUAAUCUUACGAGUGCUAUUUAUGGGUCAAGCAAUGUAAACUGUAUAAAUGUAAAAACAAACCCAUACAUAUCCCUGGAAUAUAUGGUAAAAACAAGUAGAAGUUG